AGCAGGUGUCAUGCGCCACAGACAAGCUACUUUACACUUUACGUUGCGGCCGUCUCUGCCAGCCAGUAUGUUGACUCUCAUCGUUUUAUCAAUGAUGCUCCUUGCUGAGCCACGUGUGGUCAGAGGAGAGAGUGACUGCGAUCAGGAUCAGUCUUCUGACAGUAUGGAAACGACCGACCCACCAGAAGAGAUUGAUCCUUCCACUAUGUUGCCGGAUGGACCAGAUGAACCUAUUACCAGCAGUGUUAACGACGAGUUUUCUGAUACCGAAAAGGAGGCUGCAGACAUUAUUGCUCGAUUCGAAGGCUACAGUACAAAAGUCUACUACUUGACAAAAGAUCGGACCGAUCCCACUAUUGGUCGCGGUUUCAACUUCGCCCGUAAUACUGCAAAGAAAGAUUUCAAAGAAGUCCUUCCUGAACGCGACUUUGACUCUGUUAAAGAUGGAAAAGAGGAUUUGACAAAGAACGAAAUCGACAAACUCUUUGCUCACGACAUCAAUGCAAAUACUGUUUGGGUACGGAAUCAAGUGAUUGGUCAAAAGCUAUUCAAUUCCUUUCCUAUCGAAGUUCAAGCAGCUAUAGUAAACGGAUUCUACAGAGGAGACAUUCGUAAAGGCGAUAAAACGGUUGAAUUGAUCAAGAACGAAAAAUGGGAUUGCGUACCUACGGAGUACUUAGAUCAUGAAGGAUACAGAAAAGCCACGAAAAAAAACAUUACUGGGAUUGUGAAUAGGAUGGACUAUAAUGCUGCUGUGUUCAAGAAAUACGCCAUGGAACUAAAGAAGGAACAGAAGAAAGAGAGGAAAGAGAAAGAAGGAAAUGAAUGACGGUUAGCAUGCUGCUGCACGACGCGUGCUUUCUGUUGGAGACGGUUUCGUGCAGUCUAACAAUUCCAUGCAACAAACGAUUGUGCAUGAUAGAAUAUGAAUUGAGCAGUUCAGUUGACUCACGUAAAGAGUAUCGCAAA
Corticium candelabrum is the source of this 969-nucleotide messenger RNA. RefSeq lists its product as uncharacterized. The coding region runs from base 11 to 829 and encodes 272 amino acids. The record is from RefSeq and is a predicted model, not a curated record. NCBI's taxonomy places the organism in Eukaryota, Metazoa, Porifera, Homoscleromorpha, Homosclerophorida, Plakinidae. Gene Ontology annotation, molecular function: lysozyme activity. The transcript has 3 exons.